AUGGUGGAUGGGGAUAUUACGCCAGAGGAUAAGGCUACUAUAUGUGCUAGAUUGGUUUUACUUGCACCGCCCUGUGAAUUUAAUGAAGUAUUAGAUGAUAUCCGUUGUUUCGCUGGUGAUGACCAUCAUAUUCAUGAGAAGCUAGCAGCAUCAGUAGCACAGUAUAACAAGGACCAAAUGAUCCAUGUGAAGUUACCAAAUUGCGAGUAUCCGACACUGAUUACUGCGUACGCAGACUUGGGGAAUGGAUAUUUUAUGUGUCCUAGAUCGCAGUUGACAUUUCAUUUUGACCAUCUCAAGCAGACAGUCAGUGAUGUUAAAAGUUUUGACAAGAGUAGCUUUGAUAAUAUAGACUGUGAUCUGGAGAGUUGGAGGCGUGCCUUAGAAGAUAGCGCUACUGUCUAUGUAAACGAACAUUUCCCUGAUGGAGCUGUCGAAGUUUACGCUCUGAGGUCGAAUGAUAGUGCACGCUGUCUCGUUAUGUGCAUUGAGUCUCACUUCAGCAAACAUCAAUCAACUGGACGAUGGCGAUCAGAAUGGACUUUCAAGCUAGUUGGACAAAAAUCGAUGGAGUUUUCGGUUCAUGGUGUUAUUAAAGUUCAGACACAUUUAUACGAAGAGGGGAAUGUUCAAUUGAUUUCAUCCAAAGAAGUUGAUUUUGUUGUCUCUGAAUCUAUCCCCAGGGUAUUUGCCAGGGAGUCAAUAAAGAGAAUAAAAGAAGCUGAUUGUGCAUAUCAAGUUGCCAUUGGCGAGAACUUCAAAACAAUGUCCGACACAACUUUCAAAGCUCUUCGGCGACAACUGCCUUUAACUCGUUCCAAACUAGAUUGGAAUAAAAUUAUCACUUAUCAGAUAGAUUAUGAUUUCUCAUUUGUGUUGCAUUAUGGUCGUGUGGUUGAUGUAUGCAACUGA
This is a messenger RNA of Schistosoma intercalatum, 912 nucleotides long. The record is from the annotation of a GenBank genome assembly. Lineage: Eukaryota; Metazoa; Platyhelminthes; Trematoda; Strigeidida; Schistosomatidae.